Messenger RNA from Homalodisca vitripennis (glassy-winged sharpshooter), 441 nucleotides. Its product is annotated as protein GVQW3-like. The record is from RefSeq and is a predicted model, not a curated record. The coding region runs from base 1 to 441 and encodes 146 amino acids. The transcript has a single exon. NCBI's taxonomy places the organism in Eukaryota, Metazoa, Arthropoda, Insecta, Hemiptera, Cicadellidae.
AUGACUGAGCGAGAGUUACAUCCAUCUGUUGCGCAACGCAUCGUCAUAAAAUUUUUAACAAAUGAAGGUGUUAAGCCUUCGGAAAUUUCUACUCGUUUGCAGGCACAGUUUGGGGAUACUACUCUGUCUCAAAAUCGAGUGUAUACGUGGGCCAGAGAAUUUAGGGUUGGCCGAGAACGUGUUGAAAACGAAAGUCACGGUCGACGCCCAAGGUCAAGUCUUACAGAUGACAACAUUAGUGCGGUUCGACAGCUUAUUGAAGGUGAUCGCCGGUUAACUGUUCAAGAAAUCUCGUCGGAAAUUGGUAUCAGCUACGGGAGUAUUCAGUCUGCAAUCACAGACCACCUUGGCAUCAGAAAAAUUUGUGCUCGCUGGGUUCCGAGGUUGUUGACCGGAAAUCAAAAACAGGUCAGGUCGGAGAUUGCUGGGAGACUUCUGUAA